Rhagoletis zephyria (snowberry fruit fly) is the source of this 2635-nucleotide messenger RNA. RefSeq lists its product as uncharacterized. Lineage: Eukaryota; Metazoa; Arthropoda; Insecta; Diptera; Tephritidae. The record is from RefSeq and is a predicted model, not a curated record.
UAUUUAUUACUUUCGCCUACCAUGCUGCACGUCAUUUCAAGAAUUCCAGCAGUCUAGUGCAAUAUUUGGUUGCGAUCUGUUGGUGUUGUGGCGCGCAAUAUAAAAAGUAACGGUCACUCUGUGGCGGAAAUGUCUAAUCAGCUGUUCUUUCUGAGUUUAGCAGAUAUAUUUUCUGUUUAUCCGAGUAUUUUUAAAGAAUUGAUAACAGUUCGGGAGAAACAAACGCUUAUUUACUUACCAAGUGAUGCUGAUUGGCAAGAACGAAUGUAUUAUCGUCUCUUGGAGGUGCAAAAACGUGUGAACGAAGCUAUUGAUAGUGGCGUUGAAGUGGACUACGUUGUGGUACGCAAGGAUAUACAUUCCUUCAAUCAUUUGCCGUAUGUACUCAAUUUAUCUCCAACUAUUUCGCCGACCAUAUCUCCAAAUGGAAUCUUUCAAGAGGCUAAAAAGAAAUGUCCACAAAUUCAUGGAAAAUCAUUGAAGGAUAAGAGUAAAUUUUGGAAUUUAACAACCAUUGCACUUGCAGCAAAAUUACUGGCAAAACCACCCAGACUAGUAGAGUUUGAAAAUGAACAUGAAAUGCGGAAAGUCUAUUCGUUGAUAUACGAUGUCUUCAGAUACAAAGUCGUCCUCUCAAAUGCAUUGAACGACAUUGGAUUUUACAAACAAUUCCCAGAGCAUGUGGAAGAUGAAAAUCGCGUUUGGUUAAUGUUUUACGAACUGCUUGGUCGAAAUUUUAAGCAAUGUUUCUCUGAAGAAAUCGAUCUGCAGUAUAAAUUAUUUCGCGAAUCAGAAGUCGAAGAAAUCGCCGAACAUCUUUGGGAAUUUCGAAAAUCUUUGGCUGCAUCCAUAUCCCGAAUGCGAAUAAAAUUCAAUGCACUCAAUCUUUCAAAGCUAUUGCCCAUUCAUCUACAGAACGAAAAGGUAGCUACUGCAGCUUCGAACACCAUGGUAACUGGAUGGAUAAAUCCUUUCUUAUUGCGUGAUAAAACCUCAGCCGACAAAUUUCUACUGGAGUGUGGUUAUAUAUUGCAAGAAGAUGAAAAUAUACAUGGUUUAGAAACCGAUCAUUAUCGUUGGGACAAUGUUUGUCCACUUUUUAUAUCUUGCGUGCCACAAAAUAAGGGCGAAUUUACCAAAUCGAAAUUAGUAACGAAGCAUUAUUUUAUCAUUCAGGACAAAGCGUUCUCCUAUGGUCCAGCGGUUAUGUCAAGAAUGUUAGAAUACUUUCAGUUGAGUGGUGAUAUCCUACAAACGCAUAUAUCCUCACCUCGCGCCACAGCAUAUCUAGCAUCACUAUUUUAUUCCGUAAAUCGAGUAAACAACUUUUAUGCCUACGGCGCAGGUCCGAAUCUGAAGGAGUAUCGCCGCUUUAUGGAAGUUCUAGGCAUAAAUAAUAUACGCAUUUUUGACGAAGUGUUUACUUCGUUUCCGUUGGAAUCAAAACGCUUCGGCUACGUCGUCGGUAUUUUCGCCAAUCCACCGAAUUCUUUUAGUGCAAUUUCCGACCCGAUAGAUUUGAUUUGCUCACGAGGCGGUGACUUGAGUAUGCUAGAAGUACUCACCGAAUCUGAGAUAAGUGAUGAAGGCAAACGUAGAGUGUCGCUGAUACUCGAAGAGCAGCUACUCACACUACAAAUGGCCAUGGCUAGACCACAGAUACAAUUUAUAUUGUACCAAACACAUUCAAUUGUAUCAUCGGAAAAUCAAGAUAUGGUAAAUUAUGCCGUCAAGCUUGUAAACGAAACAUCGCUAACGAAGCAUAAAAAUGCAUUCAGGGAGAAGAAACGACUGGAAGCAUUAGCCGAGGCAGAGGCUGCUAAUAUACCAUCUGCCGCAAUGGGGUCGCCCAGAAAACGCCCAACGGCGGAUGAAAAGGGUAAAGCAGCAGCGCAGACUGGUGGCACAACAGAGGCUGGCGGUGCAUCGAAGUCCGAGAUAUCUGCAGAGCAAAAUGUUGAAGCGGAUAACAGUGAGGACAGCGUAGUGCUACCAGAUGCUGAUGAAUUUGUAUGUGAAAAUAUACCAGACAUAUGUAUUAACCAAGACAAUUGCAUGAUAAAGCAGUCCAAUGGUUGUUAUCUCUCUUUGAUUAAAAGAACGAAAAUCACACAAUUAAAUGCAAAAUAUCUCAUAAAGAUGGCAGAAGCACGAGGACUCUUCGCUACAGCGGAGAAAGGACCAACGCCUAGGGUGAAAGGAAUUAAAGCGCAAGACACAAAUGUGGAACAAACUUUCCCAGAUGAAUAUUUGGACAACCACAGAGAGGUGAAGCACAUCAAUGUUGAUCACUUGAUCUCACGUUUGAUGAAGGAUACAAAUUCCAGUUUAAAUCGCGUUGGCUUAUCGAAGUCUUCCAAUCAAAACCAUCCACUAAAAUUUAAUUUUAAGAGAAGAGAGUGUGCACGCUACAAGGCUUCAUUACUGAAGGUCUAUCAACUCUCAAGAAAGCAAACGAGUUCUUCUCGACGUUGCUCACUCGAAAGCUUGGCAGAAACUUGUUCAACAGCCAUUUGUUGCUUACAACGCAGAGGGUUAAGAAAAUUACCGUACCCAUUGCAUAUACACAAUUUAAUAAUAUAAUCGAAUGAAAUACUUAGUUGUUAUAAAAUAAUUAUUUUAUUUAUUUAUACAU